Molecule: messenger RNA, 2587 nt
Organism: Salpingoeca rosetta
Lineage: Eukaryota; Choanoflagellata; Craspedida; Salpingoecidae
Exons: 2
Coding region: 1-2520 (839 amino acids)
Source: RefSeq, a predicted model, not a curated record
AUGGCUGUGACCAAGUCACAGUACACGGCGAGGAAUGAACGCAAGGGUGAGACCGUGAGACCACUCAGGCAGACCCACAACCUGUCCUUCUGGCCUACAAACACAAGAGCAACCGACCAAAACGCAAUGGACGUGCACCACUGGGCGUUUGUGGCGCAGCACUUGGAUGCGAGCAGCCUCGCUGCUCUCAUGUCCGUGUGCAGGGUGCUGUUUCACGACCUGCCCUGGCUCCUGCCAAAGCAUGCCCUGGAACGACAGCUCAAUUGCACUCUGAAACAGUUUAGCUGGGACAGGCCAAUGCAGGCUGGAUCUGCUGCGCCUCCGAUCCACGACACAACCACCACCAGCAGACAGCACACGCCCGCGGUUGCUGCAGGCGGUGAUCCAGACAUUCUUCUCCUUGAGUUCAACCUUGAGCGCUUCUUCGUCUAUUCUUGGCUUGGAGCUCACUGGGAUGCCGGCAGCGUGCGUGAUCUGGCUGCAGCAGCCAGUGGCGAGCGGUUCGGUCGAUGCGUCAUGCUGCAGUGGCACGUCAGCAGGGACCCGUAUCAUGCGCCAUUUGGGCGGUGCUAUCGCCUGCGCAUUGUGGCUAGCCCCAAGCAGGUGCCACCGGCACAUUUGGAGCCCUUCCACAAGCACCCGCCAACGUGCGCCCUGGACAUUAAGUGUGAUCCGCACCAUCCCCUUCUUCAAGAGAGCAUCGAGGGCCUUCUGCAGCAGUGUCUCUCUGCGCAUGCGCUUCAGCUUCACUCCCUCGAAGCUCAACUGGAAGAUGAACAGUGGUUGCUUCUCUCGCGUGCUCUGGAGCAGCGCCGCAACGCUGGCCUGCCUCGCUUGUCAAGGCUCGAAUGUACAACAAAUGCUGCCUCCAUUCCUCCGCUGUGCCAUGUCGACUCGCUCUCCAUCAUCGCCCAGAGCGCAACAAGACUGGGCCCGUUUGCCGACAUCAACGUCAUUUCCCUCUCUCAGCUCGACAGAAUCGGGCGCAUCCUUGGAUGCCACAACGUGGACACGUUUGCCGUUGAGCUAUACGGUGACGACGUUGACUCGCCCAUCGAUCUGACCGGCUUGGAGGGCAUUCCCUCAGUCACCUUCUCUGUUAUGCAAGACAGCUGCAGCGCCGACUUGAUGCCACUGGCACACGCAACGCAGACGGUGGAGCUGUCGCACCUGCAUGUGCCCAACCUCGCACCGUUAGCGAAUGCAGCGAGUGUGUGCCUGCACGCAUGUGACGGCUUUGCCGACACCCGCCCAUUAGCUGCAGCAACCACCGUCGAGGUCUCACACAACGACAGCCUGAGCGGCAUCGUGACAUUGCCUUCAGCGACAUCCCUGAAGCUGCAGUACUGUCCCCACGUCACUGGCAUGCUGAUGCAAACUUCCGGCCCAGUCACGGAGCUGCAGCUGACCUCGUGCCUACAGCUGACGAUGCUGCCCCAACUCGCUCCCGCCACGCUUCAACGCGUGGAGCUUCGCAGCCUCGCCAUCACGGAUCUCGCGCCUGUUGCCAACGCAACGCACAUCACUGUCACCGGCUGCAACGAGCUCAACCUCACCAAGACUACUGCACAGACCUUGCCGCUCACGUUUGCCCGAAGUGUACACAUUGGAAGCAUCCAGCAUCUGCGACGCCUCCCGCACAUGCCGCGCGUGUGGGACCUCUCGCUUGCGAGCGUCCCGUCCUGCUGCUACCUUGACCAGGAUGAUGCAUCAGGGAACCACGCCAACGACAGUGGCAGCACCGCGCAUGCCGUUGAUGUUGCCACCGGUGACAACGAUGGCGAUGGCAUUGCUGAUGGCGGGGUCGCACUGCAUGUGCACAGCACAGAGCAGGAGCCGGCGUUAUCUUCGCGGUUCAAGCGCCGGCAACAGGACUUGAAGCACCUACGCAGCCUCAAGCUCCACGACACGCCGUUUCCGCCCUUUGAGCUCCCACAGCUGCAGAAGUUGGUGCUCAGAGGCGAUGUCUUGCCCUCGUCAUUUGCGCUGAUGCCACGCGCGCGUGAUGUCACGAUUUCGUGCUCGUUUGGGCGCACCACGCUUCCGCUCCUCCCCGACCUGGGUGUGCUGUCACACCUGCAGUCGCUCAGCCUCAGCAAUGUGGAUGUUGGGUCCGCGUGCUCCCUGCGCCACUUGAAGAAGGUGAAGCUGGUCAAGUGCGUGGGCAAGUGCGAGCGCAUUGAAGACGUGUCUGAGGUGUUGAUUCGUGGGUGCGCCGGCUUGACCGUGGAUCGGCUGGCGGAUGCGCACAAGGCGGCCAUCUGGGACGCGCCUGCAGCCGUGGGUGUGAUUCAGCACAUUCACACGCUCACGUUUACGUAUGUCAACGAGUUGCGGUGCGGGAGCGUUAGCAACGUGCAGCGUGUCAUCUUCGAUGCCUGUACCCGCUUGAAGGCGCUGCCACCGCUUGGCCCCGACAUUGACACGGUGCAAUUCAAGCGCCAAACUCCAACAACGCUGGGCGGUGUCGAGAACGUGCGCCGCGUUCUUUCUCCCUCCGAUCAAGAUACGUUCCCAUGAGCUUCUGAGCUUGUCUGUCUGUGUGUGUGUGUGUGUGUGUGUGUGUGUGUGUGUGUGUUUGUGGGUG